Messenger RNA from Epithele typhae, 396 nucleotides. Its product is annotated as DNA-binding TFAR19-related protein. NCBI's taxonomy places the organism in Eukaryota, Fungi, Basidiomycota, Agaricomycetes, Polyporales, Epitheliaceae. Gene Ontology annotation, molecular function: DNA binding. The record is from RefSeq and is a predicted model, not a curated record. Bases 1 to 396 code for a protein of 131 amino acids. Gene Ontology annotation, cellular component: cytosol; nucleus. The transcript has 4 exons.
AUGGAAGAUCCGGAGUUGGCCGCCAUCCGUGCCUCCAGGAUGGGGCAGCUGCAGCAGCAGGGCGGCGGCGCAGGUGGUGCGAAGGGGGAGGACGACGGUGCGAAGCAGCAAGCAGAGGAGCAGAUGAGGAGGGAUUUGCUUGCAACCGUUCUUGACUCUGCUGCUCGCGAACGGCUUGCGCGCAUUGCGCUAGUCAGCCCUGAAAGGGCGCGCCAGAUUGAAGUCAUCUUGCUGCGAAUGGCGCAGAGCGGGCAGCUGCGCGGGAAGGUGUCCGAGGAACAGCUGAUCGACCUCCUCGAUCAGAUCGACGGCGCGCAGUCGAAGACCGCGUCUGGCAAGGGCUCUAUAGUGUUCCAACGCAGAAAAGGAGGCUUUGACGAUGACGAUGACUGGUGA